UUCUUUUACCUCCCUCGUAUGCUAACCUACCAUCAUGGCGGCAGGUUCAAUUUCGGAAGACGAAUUUUGGGACAGCGUUAUUUACUUUUUAAAACUAUCAGAUAAAUUAGAUAGAAAAUGGACCGUGAGAGAAGCAAAAGAUGGAGGAAAGUAUGUCAUGAAAAAGGAAGAAGAGCUAAGGUGUAAAGAUAAAGAUUUGACUCUAGGAGCAGAUUUCUAUAGAGAUCAAGAGGUGGAGGAGGAAGACAGCUCUACACUACAGACUGACGGGGAAUUGGAGCAACGUGUCCUUACAUAUGAAUACCACAUUGUGUACAGCCAAAGCUACAAUGUCCCUGUCUUGUACUUCAAUGCCCAUUUUCAAAAUGGAAAGCUUUUGAGUUUGGAGGAAAUAUGGGAGAUGGUGCCAGCUGUGUAUAAAGAAAGGUUAUCACAGGAUAGAUGGACAUUCAUCUCACAACAGGAACACCCUCUUCUUGGUCGGCCAUUUUAUUUCUUACAUCCUUGUCAUACAGCAGAUUUAAUGAAAAACAUCCCUACCUUGUCAGAUAAAAGACAUUAUAUAAUUGCAUGGUUGAGUGCAGUUGGGCCAGUGGUUGGAUUAGAACUUCCUUUGGAGUAUGGACAAAACUUCAACCCUUGAAUUGAUGUCCCUAUUUUUCCCAAUCAGCCAGUCAAAAACUAGAGGCACUAGAGAAUGUUUCCUGGAUUUUCUUGGAUGUUAAUAGGAGUGAUGGAGUUCUGGAAAUAAUUUUUAAAGACAUGAAAAAUUUCACAUCAAAAACCCGAAUGAUUUGGGAACUGAUGUUGACACAGGACUGAAUGAAGAAAUUUUUUUAUAGAUAUGUUUCAAAUGAAAUUGACAAUUUGAUUUCCUUUAUCCAAUCUUCCAUGUAUGUGAUGCUU
Molecule: messenger RNA, 906 nt
Organism: Saccostrea cuccullata (small rock oyster)
Lineage: Eukaryota; Metazoa; Mollusca; Bivalvia; Ostreida; Ostreidae
Product: ubiquitin-like-conjugating enzyme ATG10
Exons: 8
Coding region: 35-643 (202 amino acids)
Biological process (GO): macroautophagy; protein lipidation; protein modification by small protein conjugation
Cellular component (GO): intracellular anatomical structure
Molecular function (GO): Atg12 transferase activity
Source: RefSeq, a predicted model, not a curated record